CCCCGCGUGGGGUGAGUGCCCCGCGCCGCGGUGCGUGUGCAGUGCGUCACCGCACGGCUCCGUGGGCACUGCGGGGCUCUGCGCCGCGCUGCCGAGGCACGGUGGCUCUCUGCCCUCCUCCCCGUGCGGUGCCCUCUGCACGGCUCCCCCCCAUCCUGCGCGGCGCAGGGCUGGGCGCUGGGCCAGAGCACCGGGGCAACGGGCCAGGGUCUCACGGGGGGCAGGAGCGUCCUUGGCCCUGGUUGCCAGGAGAGCCCGUGGCAAAGCCAAGACCACAGAGUUAAAUACCAGAACCCGGGAUACGUGGGUCCCUGUCACCUCCUCAGCGGGGGCAGCUACCCCUCCCCACACAGAAUGUCUCCUCAGCGGCACCAGAGAGGGAGUUGCGAAUUAACAAGAGGAGGAUAAAAGUUCCCUGCUCAGCCUGUGGUGUUUGUGGGAUGGAGCAGUGGAACCGUUUCCAAGUGCACAAAUGCAAGCAAAGACACGACUGAUGGACCAGACGGGGCAUCCGCAUGCAUGGCACAGCUGGAUCUGCUGCCGGGAAACCCACCGAAACUGCCAGCAGCAGCACAAGGACAGAAUCAGUCCCUGAGGUCUUCCCGACUACCUCCGCCGAUGUCCCAGCCAAACAGGCGCUGCUCAGCCUUUAAUCUGCAGGAAGCCUGGUUUCCCUGGCAGCAGUAUUUUGGAGGUAUUUUUGGCUCUCUUCCCCCCGAGGGUCCCUGCGCAUGCGAUGCACGCGCAGCCAGGAGCGCCCUUGCACCAGGGCUGAGCUGCAGGCAGGCUCGCAACGCUCCGCAUUGUCGGGCUGGGGAUGAGCUGCCGGCACGGCGGGGACACGAGACCUUGGACCCCCAGCAACAGCUACACCUCGGGGUGCUGCGGGAGCUCGGCGUUCCUCGGGGGGCCCCCCUGGCAGCAAUCCUAGUCACCCAGGAGCGAGGCGUUGGACCUUGCAUGCUGCAUACUUAGAAGCUAUACCCUACUCGAGGAGGCUUUAAACUGGCAUUGUCACACCUUGACCAUGAACGGGUACUUGAACGAAUCCAAUUUCAUGAUGGUGGAGGAGGGCUUCACCACCAGAGACCUCCUGGAGAACCUCCUUGUGGAGCUGUGCCAGGUGAGUGACCAGCAAGCCUUCUUCGUGGCAGACCUUGGGGACAUUGUGAAGAAACACCUGCAUUUCCUGAAGGCCUUGCCUCGUGUGAAACCCUACUUCCCGGUCAAGUGCAACGGCAGUGAAGGAGUGAUACGGCUGCUGGCUGAGCUGGGGGCAGGCUUUGCCUGUACCACCAAGGCAGAGAUUGCACGGGUUCAAAGCAUCGGAGUCCCAGCUGAUAAGAUCUUCUACAGCAGCCCCUGCAAGCAGGUUGCCCACAUCAAAUACGCAGCCAGCCGCAGCGUGCAGCUGAUGACCUUCGACAACGAGGUGGAGCUGAGCAAGGUGGCCAGGAGCCACCCUCGUGCCAGGAUGUUGUUGGGUAUUGCUGCUGACUCCAGCCCCUCCGCCCAUCCCAACAUGACGUUUGGGACCACGCUCAAGUCCUGCCGACACCUGCUAGAGACAGCGAAGGAGCAGGCUGUGGAGGUUGUUGGCAUCAGCUUUCACCUUGGGAGCUGCGGUCUGGAGCCCCAGGCCUUCGCUCGGUCUGUGGCCGCGGCGCAGCUGGCCAUUGAGGUGGGCACAGAGCUGGGCUACCGGAUGCACCUCCUGGACAUCGGAGGGGGAUUCCCCGGCACCGAGGACACCAGAGCCCAGUUCAAAGAGAUCGCUGCCGUGAUAAACUCUGCCUUGGACUUGUAUUUCCCAGACGGCUGCGGGGUGGAGAUCAUCGCGAGACCGGGGCGAUACUACGUCACCUCUGCCUUCACCUUAGCUGCCAGCAUCACUGCCAUGGAAGAGGUUCCUGCGGAGCAGCCUGGCUCUGACGAGGAAGAGUCUGGCGGCAAGAAUAGCCUGGUGUAUCACCUCAACGAUGGCAUCUACGGCACCUUCAGCUGCCUCCUGUUUGACAGUCCCUGCCCCAGACCUCAGCUGCACAAGAGACCCUGCCCAGACCACCCCUCGCGCAGCAGCAGCCUCCGGGGCCCCCCAGCACACACGGAGGAUCGCAUUGCCGACGGCCUGGAGCUGCCUGAGCUGCACGUCGGGGACUGGUUGAUUUUUGAGGACAUGGGUGCCUACACCAUCGCAACCUCCUCCUCGCCUGGGGGGUGUCCCCAGCCGCAGAUCACCUAUGCCAUGUCCCGCAUGGCCUGGAAAGCCGUCCAGCUCUUCCAGGGAAAGCCACCGCAAACAGAAGAUGACCGCGAGAGCGUCUGCGCCCCGCUGUCCUGCGGCUGGGAGAUGGCGGAGACGCUGUGUGUCACCCCUGUCUUCGCUCCGGCCAGCAUCAUCUGAGCAACGCCGGUACCAGGGUUUGGGGGGGUAAAGGUCCCAUGCCUCCCGCCCUGUCUGCCGCCGGCAUCGCCCCGCUCCGCUCUCACGGGGACCCGCGGCGAGGACUUUGAAGUGUUCACCAUAAAUCCCGUUCCUCCUGC
Molecule: messenger RNA, 2544 nt
Organism: Grus americana (Whooping crane)
Lineage: Eukaryota; Metazoa; Chordata; Aves; Gruiformes; Gruidae
Gene: AZIN2
Product: antizyme inhibitor 2
Exons: 11
Coding region: 1028-2404 (458 amino acids)
Cellular component (GO): cytoplasm
Molecular function (GO): catalytic activity
Source: RefSeq, a predicted model, not a curated record